AUGGGCUCGAUCGACGAGUCUCGGAAUCGGGACUUUUCCGGAUGCCUACGCUUCGGGAAGAUUACUGGCGUUUGCGCUGCUCUACAGCGACACAACUACGAGUACACGGUGCAAGUUGAUAGCGGGGAUACCGAGUGUGUCGAGGAGCAGUACCUGCAAGAGCUGUUUUUGCCUGAGCUGGAUUGGGUGAGCCCGUACACCCGGGAAGUGGCAGUCUUUCUCGAAACGCACGGUGCCAAGAGGUUCGUGGCAGAGCUUAUCCGGCGAACGGAGGACGGAGUGUUUCAAGUCCGAUUUGCAGACGGCUCCUUGCUGGAAAACGUGAAGGCGGAGCAGCUGAGCCCACCUGCCGAAAAUGCCUUGCGCACAUCCCCCAGCAAAACACCACCGGAUGCGGAUUGGCUCCUGGAUCGCAAGAUCCAGGCCCGGAUCGAUGAUGUCUGGCCGAUGAAGAAGCGCAUGAAGGACGUUCUGGCCAAGCUUCGGAGACCGCGGCCGGUCACGGCUCCAAUCCUGAGAGGGCCGUUUGUGGGUAAGGAUGCCGUCGACUCGGAAGGCUACGCUGCCCAUCCGAGGCCUGCGGAAGACUUGGUCGUCGACGGUGAGUUCGUAGACACUUGGGGCAAGUUUGCAGGCAAGGUCAAGUUUGCUUCCACCUUCAAGAUUGGCCCUGCAUACCCCAGAAUGGAGGUAUGGGUGGAGCAGGUUGAUGCUGCAGAGCCACUCUACUUCCAUGCAGCUUUGCCGGUGCAUGCUGGCCUCAUUUGCCUAGGCAAGUACGAGGGAAAUCCUGAGUGGAUCCGCGCCAGUGAUGUCGCCCUUCUGGGCAUCAUGAUAUAUGCCGAUGGUGAACUUUGUUCCAAGCUUGAAAAUCCAGCGCUUGUGAAACAUGGUGCACAAAAGUACGGCCAUGACAGCUGCCACUAUGUUCCCGGCUGUUCUUCGACAUAUUUGAUUGACAUGGACUGGAUAGGAGCUGUUUUCACUCUGGCGCCCUCGGACUCUGACUUUGAGGUUCAAGACGACAUCUACAACAUUGUCACGUACCAUGAGAUUCUGGAGGCAGCAUCCAGCCAGCUGCAGGAGCACGGGAAUAUUUCAGCUGCCGAGCGUGCAGAGGUCCUGGUGCAGGUGGACCUGGUGCUGACGACGAGCUACCUGGCCACGGUUCGUCAGGUUUGCUGUGGUGCGGUUCGGGUGAUGUUGACCCAAAAGGGCAUGGAUGUCUCCCGCAAGCCAACGAAGGACCUGUCGAAGCCACGCUUCGAGGAUGGAGUGGAAGAUCGCCGCUUUGUCCUGUACGGCAACAUCUGCCUGGACUGUGUCCUGGAGGUUCCAUCGUAUCCCAAAGAGGAUUCGUCGCAAAGGGCAACAGCCUUCACAAAGACGUUGGGAGGUAACGGUGCAAACAGCUGUCGAGUCUUAGCACAGCUGGUUUCAUCAGGGCAGAGUGUGAGCUCCUUAGGUAUAGUCCCGGCUCAGGGAGAUGCAGAUGCCGAGUUCGCACUGAAAACUCUCCAAGCAGGAGGAGUGGAGACGUCGCUGCUUCAAAAGGCCUGUGCUGCCGAUAACGCCGGGCUGCCCACAAGCUUUGUGCUGCUGAGUGCAGACUCCGGGGCGCGGACCAUCAUUUCCUCGCGACGCGAUUUGAAAGAGAUGGAUGCGAGUCAUUUGAACGAGGUGCUGAAGCAGGUCGAGGACGGUGCACCGCUGUGCUGGUGUCAUUUGGAAUGCCGCCAGAUGCCUGGAGUGCUUCAAAUGGCCUCGAUUCUGCGUCCAGAAGUCCCUGACUUCAGGUCUCCUUUGACGCCAAUCCUUUCCGUCGAGGUAGAGAAACCUGCCUUGGAAGUGGGCGCACUGCUUCCGUUGUUGCAGCGCUGUGAUGUGGCAUUUUUCUCUAGCGAUUUCAUUCGGGCCCAAGCGUCAAACAUACUCGGCACGGACGACGUGCAGGCCACCGCAGGUCAACCCGAAGACUGGCGGGAUCACACGGCCCUGCGGUGUUUGCGGGCCCUUGCUUCAAAGGCAACAGAGGGGAGAUCGCUCUGGAUUUGUCCCUGGGGGGCCUUCGGUGCCUUUGCCCUGGAAGUUCCUAGCGGGGAGGUGUAUUUCGAGAAGGCGCUUGCAGUCAAGGUUGUAGAUUCAUUGGGAGCCGGAGACACCUUUGUCGCUGCGAGCCUCUGCGCAUUGGGAGGCGGUGCAGAUCCGCAGCAGGCGUUACGAUUUGCCUGCGCAGUCGCAGGGAAGAAAGUGUCACAGGUAGGGCUUGCAGGCUUGAAAUCGUCCGUGCCUGCGGAUGUGCCAUGGCGCAGCUCAUGA
Messenger RNA from Symbiodinium necroappetens, 2319 nucleotides. Lineage: Eukaryota; Dinophyceae; Suessiales; Symbiodiniaceae. The record is from the annotation of a GenBank genome assembly.